AUGGAAACAAACACUUUGUCUCCAUCGCUCCUCAACAAGCACAGAAUCAGCACAACUAUUGAUCGUCUAACUUGGCACUUUCAACAAGGCAACCGAAGUGAUUCUGUAGAAUUUACCAAACUAUGCACCAUCCUAUCUCGAGGGAUUGAUUUUGCAAUUGCCAACUGCGAAACUCCACCGCCAAAAGCUAAUAAACUGCCUUUCUUGAUAAAACAGAUGAACCAUCGAAGAAAGACUGAAGAUGUACCAUCAUCACUAGCAUGUGUGAUGGUUUUGUGUAUAUCUGUUAAAAAUGCAUGUAAAUUUGGAUGGUUCAAUAUGAAAGAUUCGGAAGAAAUUUUAACUAUUGUUGACGAGUUAGGAAAGAUGUAUUGCACCAUGGGAAAUUUACAUACCGGAUUUAGGUUUUCGUGCCAUUCUACGGUAUUAAGUGAAGUAAUGAAAAGGUUCUAUCCAAAUAUGAAAUUGGGUCCGAUAAUUGUGUUGAAUCAAGUCAACCCUGGAUAUGGAGCUUCUAUUAUUGAUUUCAAUAUAACUAAGAAUACUUUUCAACCGGAUAAAAAAAUUUGGUUACUUGUGGCGCAAACCGAUAACAUUGAGACAUCUGCGUGCCUGAUCAGCCCUCGGGAAGUUAAUUUUCUAGUGAAUGGACAAGCAAUUGACAAGAGGUCUAUGUGUCGAAUGGACCAUGGACCACAAAUGCCAACUUCUGUAGGUCAGUUCAAUGGUCAUUAUGUUGUACUUGUUGCAUAUAUGAGUUAUAAUGUUGUUGCAUCCUUGCGGCCUGAGCAUCUACCGGAUUAUGUUCAGCCUGUUGGUGGAUAUUCAGAUUCAGAUAUUGUUGAGGGGGAAUCGCGAAUCUCACUUUACUGUCCGAUAAGCUUUACACGUAUCAAGACGCCUGUUAAAGGGUGUUCGUGUAAACACUUCCAGUGCUUUGACUUUGACAACUUCGUUGAAAUAAAUUGUAAGAGGCCAUCCUGGCGCUGCCCACAUUGUAAUCAGUAUGUCUGUUAUACAGACAUUCGUCUUGACAGAAACAUGAUUGAGAUCCUCGAAAAAGUUGGUGACAACGUUAUGGAAGUCAUUGUCCAUGCUGAUGGAUCGUUGAAGGAGGAAGUCUUAAUGGAAAGCGAUUCCUCAGGCCUCAGCAGUAGCAACACAGGUUCUCUCUUUAUUAAUUUAUCACUGUGUAAUGCUAGCGGGAUCAAGAGCAGGAAGAAGAAGAGAGCGAUUUUGGGAAUAAGCAAAGGAAACAACGAAGAAGGAACAAAAAAGGGGAAAAAGAGUAACGGUGGUAGUGGUGGAAGCAAAAAGUAUACUAAUAUAAAUGUGACACUAUCUAUGGUAGCAUGA
Messenger RNA from Trifolium pratense (red clover), 1356 nucleotides. Its product is annotated as E4 SUMO-protein ligase PIAL2-like. The transcript is spliced from 4 exons. Gene Ontology annotation, biological process: protein sumoylation. Gene Ontology annotation, molecular function: zinc ion binding; SUMO ligase activity. Bases 1 to 1356 code for a protein of 451 amino acids. The record is from RefSeq and is a predicted model, not a curated record. NCBI's taxonomy places the organism in Eukaryota, Viridiplantae, Streptophyta, Magnoliopsida, Fabales, Fabaceae.